CUUCGCUCCAACGUCACUUGCUAGCUUAGCGACUUGCAGUCGUCGGGAGGUCCAUAGCUGUUGGUACUUAUAAAGCUGGGCUAGCAAGCUAGCCCUCUUUCCCCCUCUCCCUAUUAACAACAUAUUUUUUUUACAGGAGACAACAUACAAACCAUACAUUCCACAUUACGACAUCAACUGUACAAUGAAGACGCGGGUAAACCUAGUUUUUGGACUUGUGUUCAGUUUGAUUUCUAUCCGUUCCUGUUCUGGAUUCUACCUUCCGGGUUUGGCUCCAGUUAGUUUUUGCGAAGAGGGCAAGACAACAGAGGACUGUCAGACGUCAAUUCAGCUUUUCGUGAAUCGCUUGGACUCGGUGGAAUCAGUAUUGCCAUACGAAUAUGAUGUGUUUGAUUUCUGCAAAGAUGUUAAGGAGAAAAGACCAUCUGAAAACCUUGGCCAGGUCUUAUUUGGAGAAAGAAUUGAGACUUCCCCUUACAAGUUUACAUUUAAGAAAGACGAGACCUGUGUCAAGGUGUGUACAAAAUCAUAUGAUGUCAAGAACAAAGAUGACAAGAAAAACCUUGAUUUUCUCAAAAGCGGCAUGCAACUGAAUUACCAGCACCAUUGGAUUGUGGACAACAUGCCAGUGACAUGGUGUUAUGACGUGGAGGACAAUCAGAAGUACUGUAAUCCAGGCUUCCCCAUUGGCUGUUUAGUAAGUCCUGAUGGACGACCUAAGGAUGCUUGUGUCAUCAAUGCGGAGUUCAACAAGAAGAAUACUUUCUAUUUCUUCAACCAUGUUGACAUCACCAUGACUUACCACAGUGGAGAGAAUGAAGGCUGGACAGGCGCCCGAUUGGUGGCUGCUACAUUGGAGCCCAAGAGUUACAAACAUGACGAUGAAAACAAGGUGUCCUGUGAGGGCGCACCCAUGGAGGUUCCAGGAGAUUUCACCAGCAAUAUCAAAUUGACCUACACAUAUUCCAUCAAGUUUGUGAACAACAAUAACAUUAAGUGGGCAUCCAGAUGGGACUAUAUUCUGGUGUCUAUGCCACACACCAACAUCCAGUGGUUCAGCAUCAUGAACUCCCUUGUUAUCGUGCUCUUCCUGUCUGGCAUGGUGGCGAUGAUCAUGCUGCGGACGCUUCACAAGGACAUUGCCAGGUACAACCAGGUGGAUCAGGAGGACGCUCAGGAGGAGUCUGGGUGGAAGCAGGUGCACGGGGACGUCUUCAGGCCCCCCAGGAAGGGCAUGCUGCUCUCCGUGUUCCUUGGCCAAGGCACUCAGAUUUUCAUCAUGACCUUCAUUACCCUUUUCUUGGCCUGCCUAGGAUUCCUGUCUCCAGCCAAUCGGGGCGCUCUGAUGACGUGUGCCGUGGUGCUGUGGGUGCUGCUGGGAACGCCAGCGGGCUACGUAUCGUCUCGCUUCUAUAAGACGUUUGGUGGUGAGAAAUGGAAAACCAACGUCCUCCUGACGGCACUUUUGUGUCCUGGCAUUGUGUUUGCUGAUUUCUUCUUGAUGAACCUCAUCUUGUGGGUGGAGGGGUCCUCGGCUGCCAUCCCCUUCGGCACCCUGGUGGCCAUCUUGGCCUUGUGGUUUGGCAUCUCUGUGCCCCUCACAUUCAUGGGCGCAUACUUCGGCUUCAAAAAACCUGUAAUGGAGCAGCCAGUGAGAACGAAUCAGAUUCCCAGACAGAUCCCUGAGCAGUCGUUCUUCACCAAACCCAUCCCUGGGAUCAUUAUGGGUGGCAUCCUGCCUUUCGGCUGCAUCUUCAUUCAGCUCUUCUUCAUUCUCAACAGUAUCUGGUCUCAUCAGAUGUACUACAUGUUUGGCUUCCUGUUCCUGGUCUUCAUCAUCCUCCUCAUCACCUGCUCUGAAGCCACCAUCCUGCUCUGCUACUUCCAUCUCUGUGCUGAGGAUUACCACUGGUGGUGGCGCUCGUUCCUGACCAGUGGCUUCACGGCGGCGUACCUGUUCGUCUACGCUGUGCACUACUUCUUCUCCAAACUACAGAUCGUGGGCGCUGCCAGCACUAUACUCUACUUGGGUUACACCAUGAUCAUGGUUCUCAUAUUCUUCCUUUUCACAGGCACCAUUGGGUUCUUCGCCUGCUUCUGGUUUGUAAAUAAGAUCUACAGUGUGGUGAAAGUGGACUAAAAGGUGUGGACCCUGCGAGAAUCUUCACCACAGCCACCCAACCCACCCCAUCAAGACAAGACUAAGGCGAUGCAUGUGACUCGCAGCUCUCUAUGAAGGUACCUGUCGAAUUUGAGGGCUGAAACUUUGAUUGAAACCAUCUGACGGCUUAAGGGAACAUCAGCACAGAACAAGGACCGGACAAACCCCCCUGUUUGUGUGUUUUAAUGCUCUGAAGAGCGUCUUCUCUGUAUGCUUCUGCGGUCCACUCUGUUUACUGCCUGCGUUGAUUUUGACUUGCGAAUGACCCCUGAUUGAGUUUCUGUGUAAACUCCCAAAGUCAUGUCUUUGGCUGCUGGUCUGAAGAAAAUGCUCCUUUGUUCAACAUGGUACCAAGGAUUCUUUUCAUUUUCCUCAUUUAAUAAUGUAUGAAAAUGCAUCUGAUCUUGGUUUUUAUAUAUUUUGAAACCUUAUUGUCUUUUUUUUAUAACUAUUUUAGCACCUUUUUUUUCUGCUGUAUGUGAGAGAUUUUGAACGUGAAAAUACAAAGAAUGUUAUAUUUUCUUUGGAAACUGUCCUGUAAAGCAGAUCUUGAUUUCUAUGUGGUGUUGAUUUUCUCUUUCUUUUUAAAACUCAAAAUCAGUUGUUGGAGGUGAUUGAGACUACAAAUCCGAACCAUUUUUGGCCAUUAGGUGUGGUUCAGCAGUGAACAUCAUCGACCAUUAUCUUGCUGUACUGAUAUUGUGUCUGUUAAGUUGUUGCUUUAUGGUUCUCUUACUGAAGGUUGUUUAUAUGAACAUAAAAAAGAUUUAAUCGGUUUUGAAGCACAUCUUUAUGGUAGAUUGCUUUUCUAUAAAUAAAAGAGAAAAAAAUAAUUAA
This is a messenger RNA of Clupea harengus (Atlantic herring), 2998 nucleotides long. RefSeq names its product transmembrane 9 superfamily protein member 5 (gene tm9sf5). Gene Ontology annotation, biological process: protein localization to membrane. Gene Ontology annotation, cellular component: membrane. The record is from RefSeq and is a predicted model, not a curated record. Lineage: Eukaryota; Metazoa; Chordata; Actinopteri; Clupeiformes; Clupeidae.